Knipowitschia caucasica is the source of this 981-nucleotide messenger RNA. NCBI's taxonomy places the organism in Eukaryota, Metazoa, Chordata, Actinopteri, Gobiiformes, Gobiidae. The record is from the annotation of a GenBank genome assembly.
AUGACGCGUGUGUUGUGGGGAGAGAGGAGAGAGGAGGAGAGAGGAGGAGAGGAGAGAGAGGAGAGAGAGGAGGGAGAGGAGGAGGGAGAGGAGGAGAGAGAGGAGGAGAGAGAAGAGAGGAGGGAGAGGAGAGAGGAGAGAGAGGAGAGAGGAGGAGAGAGGAGAGGAGAGAGAGGAGAGAGGAGAGGAGAGAGAGGAGAGGAGAGAGAGAGGGGAGAAGGGAGGAGAGAGGAGGAGAGAGAGGAGGAGAGAGAGGAGGAGGGAGAGGAGGAGGGAGAGGAGGAGAGAGGAGGAGAGGAGAGGAGAGAGGAGGGAGGAGGAGGAGGAGGAGAGGAGGAGGAGAGGAGAGGAGAGAGGAGGAGAGAGAGGAGGGAAAGGAGAGAGGAGAGAGAGGAGGAGAGAGGAGAGAGGAGAGAGAGGAGGAGAGGAGAGAGAGAGAGAGAGGAGGAGAGAGAAGAGAGGAGAGAGGAGAGAGAGGAGGAGAGGAGCAGGGAGAGGAGGAGAGGAGGAGGAGAGAGGAGGAGAGAGGAGGAGAGAGGAGGAGAGGAGGAGGAGGAAGAGGAGGAGAGGAGGAGGAGAGAGGAGGAGAGAGGAGGAGAGAGGAGGAGAGGAGGAGGAGGAAGAGGAGAGAGGAGGAGAGAGAGAGGAGAGUCCUGUUUUAUUUUCGUGAGACGCAGAGGCUCAGAGAGGCAGAGGCUCAGAGACGCAGAGGCUCAGAGAUGCAGAGGCUCAGAGAUGCAGAGGCUCAGAGACGCAGAGGCUCAGAGACGCAGAGGUUUAGAGAUGCAGAGGCUCAGAGACGCAGAGGCUCAGAGACACAGAGGCUCAGAGAUGCAGAGGCUCAGAGAGGUAGAGGCUCAGAGACGCAGAGGCUCAGAGACGCAGAGGCUCAGAGACGCAGAGGCUCAGAGACGCAGAGGCUCAGAGAUGCAGAGGCUCAGAGACGCAGAGGCUCAGAGAUGCAGAGGCUCAGAGAGGUAG